AUGACUGAAAGAGACGUACAACGAGAAGUUUUCAAUCUUUUAAAACUUAUAAAUGAAAAAAAUAUUCGGAGACUUCCAUAUAAUGAUGCAAAAGAUCUUGCAACUCAAAUGAGAAAUGAUACAAUAUUCACAUCAAUAACUGGAAAAGAAAUAUUAAAACAAAAUAUGAAAUAUGAGUCUCAUUUAAAUAAUCAAUAUGAUCAACCUAUAAUUGAUUUGGCAACCGAUGUUUUUUGGAAUACACGUUUAUCAAAUUUGCAAAGAAAUCAAUUUACGAAUUUAGCAAAUGAUGCUAACGUCAUCAAUGAAAUUCAUUUUCAAGCUAGUAAUGAUGCACAUUUUAGAAUGUCUCAAUUAUAUAAUCAUCAACAAGGCACUGAUAAUGACAUCUUUAAUGGGAUAAGAUUUUAUUAGUAUUAGUUUUCAUUAUGCGGGCAUUUCCUAUUAUUAUUAUUAAUAUUAUUAAUAUCUGUGCAUUUCUUAUUAUUAUCCUUUUAU
Rhizophagus irregularis DAOM 181602=DAOM 197198 is the source of this 498-nucleotide messenger RNA. RefSeq lists its product as uncharacterized. The record is from RefSeq and is a predicted model, not a curated record. NCBI's taxonomy places the organism in Eukaryota, Fungi, Glomeromycota, Glomeromycetes, Glomerales, Glomeraceae.